Paraphaeosphaeria sporulosa is the source of this 2523-nucleotide messenger RNA. RefSeq lists its product as uncharacterized. Gene Ontology annotation, biological process: DNA-templated transcription; regulation of DNA-templated transcription. Gene Ontology annotation, cellular component: nucleus. NCBI's taxonomy places the organism in Eukaryota, Fungi, Ascomycota, Dothideomycetes, Pleosporales, Didymosphaeriaceae. The transcript is spliced from 3 exons. The record is from RefSeq and is a predicted model, not a curated record. Gene Ontology annotation, molecular function: DNA-binding transcription factor activity, RNA polymerase II-specific; zinc ion binding; DNA binding. Bases 238 to 2523 code for a protein of 761 amino acids.
CUCCGCAUGGUCGACCCCAUUGUCCAUUUCGCGAGGCUGGAGAUUCUCGAAGUACUGUCUGUAUUUUGAGGAACACAUAGUACUAAAUGCCAUAGAAGGCCUCCAUCGACCUAUAAGAGUAUAGCGGUGCUUGAGACCAUCGCCGAUGGUUCGCUCGGCUUCCGAACCUAAAGCCGACAGCAUCCCACACUCCGGACCGCUUCAACACCACCAUCCUGGACGGAACGGAAUGGUCGGAUGGAGUCGAUAAGUUCCCCACACGCGCCUUCAGAGGCCGCCCCGGAUGCCGCACAGGGGGAUGAACCUCCUAAGACCAAAAGAGCGCAUCAAGCAUGCUUGAACUGCCGCAAGAGGAAGAGCCGAUGUCUUUUAGACAACGAUGGAUCAGUCCCAUGUCUUCGCUGUAAGCGAGACAACCUUGACUGUGUACUCGGAGGUAGCAAUCGUGGCGGACGAAGAGUCCGCCGCAAAACUGUAGCUGAGGGUACUUUACCUUCAUUGGCGAAUUACCAUCAAGAGGAGAGUAGCUUCCCAUUGGGAAAUGUUGGCACCACACCAUGGAUGCGGACCGAUCCUACACCUCAGCUGCCAGAGGGAGAGAACCAACUACAAAGGUCUGAAACAUCAACUUCUGAUGAGAUGACCUUUCCCAAUCUACAGAACCCUUCUGAUGCUCUUGGAAUUCUUGCUAGAGUUGCAGAAUCUAGCUCGGAGGAGACUGCACCGAACAGCAAUGCUCUACCGACAGCUCAGCCGGGCACAAUACCACCAGUGCGAACGCAAUUGUCAGCAACAUAUGGCUAUGUUCUACUCGACGAAGGAAUCAUCACCAUUUCAACGGUAAACCAAUUACUUGCACGAUACCAGGAGAACUACCAUCCAUACUAUCCACUAGCCCGCGUAGACACCUUUGACACCACCAGGCUGGCCUACACUGUGAAGAAAGAGCCACAUCUCCUGACGGCCAUACUUGUCAUCGCCUCCAAAGAUCUUGUCGAAGAGCCUUAUAUAUACGAAGCCUGUUCAGGGCAUAUGAAGAGUCUAAUAUCUACUGUGGCUGCUGGUGGUGACGCAGGUGUCGAAGCAGUGGAAGCUCUCUUGAUUCUUGCUGAAUGGGCUCCCUACACACAAAGAAGCUCAGGCAAAGUUGGGAAAGGCGAAGAAGAUAAAGAGAGCUGGAUGCACGUUGGUUUGGCUCUCCGGAUAGCUUACUUCCUGGCUGUAGACAAGUACUCCUUUCGAUUCGUAGACCAGGACAAAGAUCCUGAACAUGACCGCAAGCGACUCUUAUGGACCUCUGCUUACGUCUCGGACCGACAUAUUUCUAUACGCAUAGGGAAGGCAUUUUGGUCGAGGGGUCCUGGUCCGCUCACGACGCUGCGACGUGAGGACUAUCCUUCACUAAUUCCAAGCAACACCAACCAAGAAGACUAUGCAAGCAUCUUCCAAGCCAACCUGGAGCUCACACAACUGUUCAGUAACGUCCACGACACACUGUACUCGAACCCAGGGUCAAGUUUCCGCACGCAUAUGAGCGGAAGUUACAUCAAAUUUAUCGACGACUUUCGCGCAGCCAUAUACGGCUGGAAAAGUGUAUGGGGGACACUGACUUGCUCACCACCCCUUAAGGCUUGUCUACUAAUGUCUUAUGAUUAUCUACGGUUAUACAUCAAUGCUUUCGCCUUCCAAGCGACGAUUCUCCGCGCGCUCCCUACUGCCAAUGGCUCCGCAGACGCUCAAGGUUCGGGCAGCCAUAGUGAUCACCGCGGAUCCAAGAUGCAUGCCCCACAGCGCGUCUUUGUUAACAAUGUCGGCGCAGUUGGAGAUGCCAGAUUCAUCUACGAAGGUCUCGAUGCUGCAAAAGCCAUCUUAACCACUGCCAACAAUUUCGUCGACCCAGAGAAAUCGCUUCGCUACAUGCCACUGCGAUACUACCUCUACCUAGUCUAUGCUGGUGUGUUCCUCUACCGAGCACGUUGUACUGGCGUAAUCAGCAACGACGAAGAUCGCGCAAUCCGCGCCAUGAUCAAUGAAACUAUCGCUCGUCUCCAGCGUAGCAGCGUUGGCGCCAACAUUGGAAUCCAGCACCCAGGCUCCCGCUACAGCCAGCUGCUGCGGCUGCUCUGGGCUAAAGCACCGCGUAAAGACAAGUCCAGCAGUACCACUUUCCGGCAUCCGGGAACGCACGUAGCGAGCCAUUCGCUCCACGGUGCAAGUGGAGGCUACACUCCACUCACAGGCCAAAGCGGCGUCUCUGCGCAUUCGCCAUCCCAUUCUGGCAGCGUGGGCACGGCUGAGAGCCCCGCGAUGACAGAGCAAAUGGGUGAUUUCGGAUGGACAGAUCUAGGAGCUGUUGGCGACUUCGCUAUCAACGGGAGUGGAGCCACGGGGCCCGUUGAUGAGGCGGCGUUGUGGUCGGGAUUCUUGCCGCUGGAUAUGGGAUGGAGUUCUGUGAUGGGAGGGUCGGGGUUGGGGUGGGAUGGCAUGGGGUUUGAUGGGGCUGGGCUGGGUAUGACUUUCUAG